AUAGAAUGAAUGAGCCGCCGCGACCACCAACACACAAGAAUGUUGAGUUAGAGACGGACACACACACUCAGCACUGAGCAGUACACUAUGUUGCUGUGAAGCGGCUUUCUUCCUUUCUGACACUUAAAAAUAUUACGAUACCUACAAAGAGAAAUUAAUUACUUCAUCGUUUUGAAAUCACGAUGGCACGAGGAGAGGGCGCCGAGCAGUACGCUGCGAGUUUGCUAUCAGUCAAACCUAUAAAUACAGAAGUCAAGACAGCAAAGCCAAGGGAACAGAGAAAUCGUCUGUCUGUGUCCAGCAAACUAUGCUAUGCAAUCGGUGGGGCUCCCUACCAGAUCACGGGCAGUGCUCUGGGCUUCUUCCUCCAGAUCUACCUCCUGGAUGUGGCUCAGCUGGAUCCCUUCUAUGCCUCCAUCAUCCUGUUUGUGGGCCGGGCCUGGGACGCUGUCACAGACCCAACAGUGGGUUUCCUGGUGAGCCGGAGUAGAUGGACCAGCGUUGGACGUAUGAUGCCGUGGAUCCUUUCCUCUACUCCGUUUGCGGUGGUGACUUACUUCCUAAUCUGGUAUGUGCCUCCGUUUGAGCAAGGGAAGGUCAUCUGGUACCUGAUCUUUUACUGCCUCUUCCAGUCAAUGCAGACGUGCUUCCAUGUGCCAUAUUCAGCCCUCACCAUGUUCAUCAGCAGUGACCAGAAAGAGAGGGACUCUGCCACUGCCUAUCGUAUGAUGGUGGAGGUGAUGGGCACAGUGCUGGGCACCGCAAUCCAGGGUCAGAUUGUGGGUGGCGGCUCAGAUUGUUCCACUAAGCCUGAUGUCUCCGACGGCAGAAACUCCUCAGCAUACAACACGUCCGGUGUUUCACUGGAUGAGACGAAACAAGCUUACUUGCUUGCUUCAGGGGUCAUCUCCAUCAUCUACGUCCUCUGUGCUGGAGUCUUGUUUUUUGGUGUGAAGGAGCAAAAAGAGAGCAGGCAUAAAAAAUCCGUCCCCCUUACCUUCCGUCAGGGCCUGUGGUUGGUGGUGAGCCACACACCUUACGUCAAACUGGUCAUCGGAUUCCUCUUCACCUCUCUGGCCUUCAUGCUACUGGAGGGAAACUUUGCCCUUUUCAUCACCUACGCUCUUGGGCACAGGAACGACUUUCAGAAUAUUCUCCUGGUCAUCAUGCUGUCGGGGAGUCUAACCAUCCCAUUGUGGCAGUGGUUUUUGACCCGGUUUGGGAAGAAGACGGCAACUUACUUCGGCAUCUCGUGGGCAAUACCCUUCAUGAUCCUGAUCGUCUGCAUCGAGAGUAACCUCGUCAUGUCUUACUUGGUCUCAGUGGCUGCAGGUGUGAGCGUGGCGGCAGCUUUCCUCCUGCCUUGGUCGAUGCUUCCUGAUGUAGUGGAUGACUUCAAGGUUAAGAACCCGGACAUCCAUGGUCAUGAAGCCCUCUUCUACUCUUUCUAUGUGUUCUUCAUCAAGUUUGCCUCUGGGAUAUCCCUGGGUAUCUCUACCCUCAGUUUGAAAUUUGCCGACUAUAAGACUGGGAGCUGCUCACAACCCGAGGCAGUCAGUUUAACCCUGAAGGUGCUGGUGUCUCCUGUGCCUGUGUGUCUUAUUAUUGUGGGACUGUUGAUAUUGAGGACCUACCCUAUUGAUGAAGACAGGAGGCUUGGCAACCAAAAACUGCUGCAGGAGAUCCUGGACUCCGAAACAGAUUCCGAGUCAGAAGCUUCAGCACUUGGGAGCAACGUGUAGCUGGCGAAGGACGAGCCAACCACCACCGCUGGUUUACAAGUUUACACAGGCGGUCGAGGGACAUGACCACCAACUAUCUGUAGUAA
Seriola aureovittata is the source of this 1828-nucleotide messenger RNA. RefSeq names its product sodium-dependent lysophosphatidylcholine symporter 1-B-like. The transcript is spliced from 14 exons. Gene Ontology annotation, cellular component: membrane. Gene Ontology annotation, molecular function: lysophospholipid:sodium symporter activity. Gene Ontology annotation, biological process: carbohydrate transport. Lineage: Eukaryota; Metazoa; Chordata; Actinopteri; Carangiformes; Carangidae. The record is from RefSeq and is a predicted model, not a curated record. The coding region runs from base 183 to 1742 and encodes 519 amino acids.